GUGCGGGGUGGUGAGGAGAGCCUUUGAGUGAAUGCAAAGCUGAAAGUGAAACCGGGUGCAGCCCCCAGUAUAAGACACCCCCUGCCCGGGAGAUGGCUGGCCAAAGAGGCUGGGCCCCGCCAUGGGCCAGGAGGCAGGCGACCUUGGCUGGCGGCUCAGCCUGUUGCUGCUCACCUUGCUCCUGGCUCGAGCUGGAGUCUGGGGAUUCCCCAGGCCCCCGGGGAGGCCUGCCCUGAGUCUGCUGGAGCUGCGCCGGGAGUUCAAGGUCAGCCUCCAGCUGGCCAGGAAACUGCUCUCCGAGGUCCGGGUCCAAGCCCUCCACUUUGCUGAAUCUCACCUGCCAGGAGUGAACCUAGACCUUCUGCCCCUAGGAGAGCAUCUCCCCAAUGUUUCCCUGACCUUCCAGGCCUGGCAUCGCCUCUCUCACCCAGACCGGCUCUGCUUCCUGUCCACCACGCUGCGCCCCUUCCACACGCUGCUGGGCAGGCUGGGGCACUGGGGGGGCUGGAUCGACUCAGAGAGGAGGCAACUGUGGGCUAUGAGGCUGGAUCUCCGGGAUCUGCAGCAACAUUUCGGAUUUCAGGUGCUGGCAGCAGGGUUCCACACCCCUGAGGAGGAGGAGGAGGAAGAGAAGAAGGGGAUGGGGUUGCCCCGAGGGGCCCCCGGAGGCCCCCCACCCAUGUCUUCCCAGGCUUCCUGGCCCCAGCUCCUCUACACCUACCAGACACUGCACUCGUUGGAACUUGUCCUGUCCCGGGCUGUUCGGGACUUGCUGCUGCUCUCCCAGGCCGGGGACUCCACCCAGACCUUGGGGUCCCCCACACUUACACCCCAGCCCUGAUGGGGUGACUGACUUCCAGGCCCCUUCUUUUCACCCUUCGGGACAGCAAGGGUGGAUUCCAGUCCUCAGACUCUUUUGCCUCAGCUGAGGCCAAUCUCUGGCCGCAAUUCCAAGCCCAGACCCUCCCCGAUAAUUUAAGGCCCCUUUAGUCCUUUCAGAUAUUUAUUGCUCAGAUAUUUAUUUAUUCUUGAGGGAAAUGAUGGUUUAUUUAUUGUUUCGGGGCCUGGCUGGUUUUUUUCCAGCCAGGCCGCCAUGUUGGGUGCCCAAUAAAGCACUCUCAUCC
Molecule: messenger RNA, 1124 nt
Organism: Erinaceus europaeus (western European hedgehog)
Lineage: Eukaryota; Metazoa; Chordata; Mammalia; Eulipotyphla; Erinaceidae
Gene: IL27
Product: interleukin 27
Exons: 5
Coding region: 122-841 (239 amino acids)
Biological process (GO): regulation of T cell proliferation; regulation of T-helper 1 cell differentiation
Molecular function (GO): interleukin-27 receptor binding
Source: RefSeq, a predicted model, not a curated record